AAAAUAGCGCACACGGGAGCAGGGAAACGGAGCAAGGGGAGGAGGAGGGGGAUACGCUUGGAAUUGCAGUUUGACGGCGUCGUCGAAAAGUUUCACACAAAGAAUGGACCAGCAGCCGGUAGUGACCAGGAGACAAACUUUCAAGGAUUUGAUGGAGGACAAUCUGCUCAGGCGGUCAAUGCGCAGAGGAUUAAGGCUUCUCUUCUUUCGCAUGGCAAGACGAUAAGGAAUCAACGUUUUUCAUACGGAUUUGGAUCUAGCUUGAAGGAGCUGAGUGAGCAUAUUUUGGGGUCACAAAGGAAAUGGGGAGAAAAGUAGAAAUAAUUGGGGAAUUGACUGCUUCAUCCUGGCAAAAGUGAACUCGCCUUUGUUCGGAUAUAGCAAAGAAUAUAUUGCGUUCUCUACUGUGCUGCUGCAUGCGUUUAAAUCAUGACAUCGAGGACAGUUAGAUGAAUGAAUUAAUACAGAAUACUCUGGAUGAUGUCAGGGCUUUGUUUAGGCAUGUCAACUGCUCGAAAAAUGUUUGGAUAGGUUUUAUGUUCAUGGAAUUUUAGUAUGAAGAUGUAUUUCACUUAAGAUGGUCAGUCUGCGUUUUGGACGAUGUAACUCUUGAUUGAACUUUUCCUCCGUUUCUUUGAGGGGUCCGGGAUUGUAUAGCUUUAAAUUGGCCCAUAAAGUAAUAUCGAUCAAACAUAUGGCAAACCAGCCAUAUUUUCACCACUAAACUAUAGACGGAUGAUGUGGCCCUGAUCUGUUAUAACUGGUUUACUUGGACCGAACAAUUGCUAUAUUUGACCUACAUGUGACGUGGAUCAGACUGUCUUUGAUGGCGUUUUUUAUCCUUCAGAGAGAUUUUGAUCGUUACACUUCCAUUCCACACUUUCGGUGCGCAAAAACUGGACAGUGCAAUUUGGUGGAAAGAGUGUUCUCCAGGUCUGUUGUUUAUCGUCCACAACUGGACAACCACGAUAAACCAGUGGCCACCACCGGGACAGGCAUCUCAACUGAGUGCCUGACGCACGACCAAGACCACUCUGAAAACUAUUAUUUGUUUCUGGAUUUCAUAUAAAACCCUGGAAUCUACCUUAAUUCUCCUCUAAACGGAGAAGACCACAUCCUGUAUCGUAUGCCUGCGCGACUGUGACCAGGCAUGCAGCUGAAUCGACCAAAGAGCGCUCUAAUCAGCUUCACCCCACCGCUGCUACCCUCAGAGACACCACAUUCCUUCUCCAGUCAGUUCAAAACAAUGCGGUUUUCAUACCACAUCAGCAGCGGUUUGCAGAGUCCUCAGCCGGCCCUGCGACGGAUAGGCCCCUCUUCCUCUAGUCCUCGGCUCCUGACCAAGAGCCUCUCCCUGGAGCCUGGCACUGGUCCUUGCCUCGAGGCCCAUGAGACUCCCCAGCGGCUCUCCUCCGACCCGGGCCCCCUGGGCACCCAGCACCAGUGCAAUGGCACCAGCCCCAGCCCCAGCCACAGUGAGAACGGAGCCCAGGAGACACCCCCCAUGGCCCCCAAGACGCGGCCGCCGCUGCCUGGUCCAAAACCACAAGUGCCCCCAAAGCCACCUCAUCUGCAGCAGCAGAGUGGGGGCUCGCGUCGACCUCGGCCCCCAGACAAACCACUGCCCCCGCCCCCACCCUGCCGGCCCCUCCCGGCCCCCCCCCCCCCCCCCAAACCCCCUACCCCUCCUCGGGCCGAGGGGACCUCGUCCCCCUCCUGUGUCCACUCUCUCAUCGAGAAAUUCGAGAGAGAGCAAAUCAUCAUGGUUCCCGACAUCAUGGGAGGGAUGUGCCUCCCCAGGCUCUCCGACGCAGGAAGUGGAGCCAACACCCCCCCAACCUCAGACUCCCCCGUCCCCUUGCCCUACCCCCUCCCUCAAGACGCCCUGGACACACCACUGUCUUCCGCAGAGAGGGAGCUGGAGCAGAUGGAGGAGAGGCAGAAAAGGGAGCACGAUGAUGAUGAAGAAGAAGAGGAGGAGGAGGUGGUGUUGCUUGGUGACAACGAGGAAGAGGAAGAGAGCGAAGAGUUGGGAGCUUCCUGCUCGGAGAAGCGCCUCUCCAUGGAGUCGGGUUACAGCGCCUCCGACAAGGACGCCGUGGAGAUGAGGGACCUGAUCGCCGGCGGCCAAUCGGAUGUGCCGUCUGACCGCUUGUCCCUCCCCGCGCAGCAGACGGACGGCAAGCUAGCCAACCGGGACAGCGGCAUCGACAGCAUCAGCUCGCCGUCCCACAGCGAGGAGCUGUGCUUCGCCGGCGACGACGAGCGGGUCGUGGGAUCGCUCCACGACCGGGAGAUCUACCCCGGCAGUCCCCUGCCGGCUCUCCCUCGCCUCUCCUCCUCGUCCUCCUGCGGUUAUGUGGAAGGACCCGGGGAGGAGGGAGAGGGAGGAGGAGGAGGAGGAGGUGCAGCAGCAGGCGGGGGAGGAGGGACGCGGGACUCAGAAGGGGACAGCGAUCUGGAGGAGGGCAGCGGGGACGAGAGCGAGAUCAACCCCAUGGCCCUGCAGCCUCUGGCCCUGGUCAAGACGGAGAGGCAGGACUCCACCGAGUUGUCGGUGCAGCAGCGGGUGUUCAACAUAGCUAACGAGCUGCUGCUGACGGAGAAGGCGUACGUGGCGCGUCUGCACCUCCUGGACCAGGUCUUCUGUGCCCAGCUGAUGGAAGAGGCGCGGGCCCGGAGCUCCUUCCCCUGCGAGGUGGUCAUGGGCAUCUUCUCCAAUAUCUGCUCCAUCUACUGCUUCCACCAGCAGUUCCUGCUGCCCGCGCUCGAGAAGCGCAUGGAGGAGUGGGAGCAAAGUCCUCGUAUAGGGGACAUCUUGCAGAAGCUUGCUCCCUUCCUGAAGAUGUACGGCGAGUAUGUGAAAAAUUUCGACCGAGCCAUGGAGCUGGUGAACACCUGGAUGGAGCGCUCAUCACAGUUUAAGACCAUCAUUCACGACAUUCAGAAGGAGGAGCGGUGCGGUAACCUGACCCUGCAGCACCACAUGCUGGAGCCGGUGCAGCGCAUCCCCCGCUACGAGCUGCUGCUCAAGGACUACCUACACCGGCUCCCAGAGGACGCCCACGACUUCAAAGACGCACAGAAGUCGCUGGAGCUGAUCGCCACAGCUGCGGAGCACUCCAACGCAGCCAUCAGGAAGAUGGAGCGCAUGCGAAAGCUGUUGAAGGUGUACGAGUUGCUGGGAGGGGAAGAGGAUAUCGUUAACCCCACUAACGAGCUCAUCAAGGAGGGACACAUCCUCAAACUCUCGGCCAAAAAUGGAACCUCGCAGGAUAGAUACCUCAUACUGUUCAAUGACAGGUUGUUGUACUGUGUUCCAAAGCUGCGACUUAUUGGUCAGAAGUACGGCGUCAGAGCUCGGAUAGAUGUGGAUGGCAUGGAGCUCAAGGAGACCAGCAGCAUCAACGUCCCACGGACAUUCCUCGUGUCGGGCAAGCAGCGCUCGCUGGAGCUUCAGGCCAGGACCGAAGAGGAGAAGAAGGACUGGAUUCAGGCUAUCCAGGCCACCAUCCAGAGGCAUGAGCAGACCCUGGAGACAUUCCGUAUGCUCAACUGCUCCUUCCGCGAGGAAGACUACACUCCUCCCAACUCUCCGAACUGCACGGAGCUGGGCAAGCGUGCCCCGACACCUAUCCGAGAGAAGGAGGUGACGCUGUGCAUGAAGUGUCAAGAGCCCUUCAACUCCAUCACCAAGAGGCGCCACCACUGCAAAGCCUGUGGACACGUGGUGUGUGGAAAGUGCUCGGAGUUCCGCGCCCGCCUCUUGUACGACAACAACCGGGCGAACCGUGUGUGCGUGGACUGCUACACCACACUGGUGGGGGUGCCCCCCUCCCCAGCCAGCCUCAGCAGUAGCUCACAGAGACGCCGUUCCAUCCUGGAGAAACAAGCCUCGGUGGCAGCGGAAAACAGCAUCCUCUGCAGUUUCCUGCAGCACAUGGAGAAGGGAGGGGGCCGCGGCUGGCAGAAGGCCUGGUUCGUCAUCCCAGAGAACGAGCCUCUGGUGCUCUACAUCUACGGAGCGCCACAGGACGUAAAGGCCCAGCGCAGCGUGCCCCUGAUCGGGUUCGAGGUGUCCCUCCCGGAGCCAUGUGACCGGCUGGAGCGUCGGCACGCCUUCAAGAUGAGCCAGAGCCACCUGACCCUCUUCUUCAGCGCUGACAGUGAGGAGCUGCAGCGCCGCUGGAUGGAGGUCCUAUCACGCGCUGGCAAGGGGGAGGACUUACAGGCCCACGGGCCAAUCACGGAGGCCCUGGAGGAGGAAGGGGAGGAGUUAGCCCAUGUGGCAGAAAGCACAUGAUUUGUCUAUAAAACCACAACAGCCGCAAACAAAACAAUCCAACAGAUCCUAUCACGGAUAUCAUUCCCCUUUUGCACACACACUCGGAACUGUACAAAACACACACACACACACACACACACACACACACACACACACACACACACACACACACACACACACACACACACACACACACACGUGUACAUGAACAGCGAAAAACCACAGACACACCCUUCCAGACAUAUACAGGCGCAUGCCAAUACAAGCACACACACACACACACACACACAGACAAACUCUCUCGCACACACAUACGCCCUCACUUCUCUAUAUUAUGUGUCAGCUGUCAGUUGCAUGCAAUAUUUACAGGUCCGUUUCUCUGUGUAUUGCUCAUCUUGUGAGUGACCAGUGUUUGCAAUCCUGCCAAAGUGUGUACACCCUCGAGCCAGAGCGUGCCAGAGACACUUGACUGUAUGCACUUCUAUUACUGAAUAGAAACCCACCCUAUCGCUCUCUCUCUCUCUCACACUCCUCUCCUCUGGCUAACCACAUUUUCUCCUCUGAUGUUCAGUUGCAACACCCAACUCGCUCUUUCUGCCAAAACGUUGCUGUGUACUGUACGUACGUUGUUUGUUCAAAAUGAGUGCGGUCUGUUUGGGGUGGAGUGUUUGUAACUGUGUUCUUGCUGGCAGAAGGAAUCGUGAUGUUUCUUUAAAAAAUCUUCGGGGGCCGUGACAGUUCUGUUAUGUCAUUAAGUGUGUGUUCUACAUGGGGAAAGGCGUGGUUAAGUUCAGUUUGAGGGAUACGGCGUGUGUGUGUGUUUCAAGACAGGAAUGAGGAUGAUCAAGGAGAUGCCACUGUUAGCCUCCAUGCUGAUCUCAGGUCAGCUUGCACAAAUAAAUAUAGAGACUGCAGUGCGUGUGUGAGCCAAUGAUGGGCAAAUGGUGCAAAAAGGGUUUUAAAAGACGUUAUUCACGUUAUUUUUCAAGAAAGAGGUUAUAAUUGUACAUGUAAUCUGGCAAUACAUUAGUUUACUGCCCCGUUGAAGGUUUGUUCACAAUGGUGUUUCGACAAGCAUACAUAAUAGUCACUUUAAAGGCUGUUUAAAGAAAAACAGAACAAGAUGUCUACAGUUAAUUUAUUGAAUACCAUUUGUGGAAACAUCCUGUGGUCUAGGGUAUCUACCAGGUCUGGGCUGGGAUUAAAAAAAAGGCAUGGGCGUUUUUGCAUGGCCCCUUGUAGGCCCACCGGGAAAUGCGCUGCAUGCCAGAUUACCAGUCCAGGCCUGGUAUCUCCCACUGGUGCUGUGUAGAGAGAGCUUCAAGACCAACCAAUCAAGCAAAUCAGCCACUUAUAACGAUCUUAUAAUUUGUUAUAAUGGGCAGCGUCUCUUUAGUGCCUGUCCAGGGUCUGUUUGAUGCAGGCUCAAGAGCGCUAAUGUGGUCGCUCAGCAGCACUGUGGAGGGGAUUUGCUCUCUUUUUUUUUACUAUGACGAUGAAAUCCUAUUUUACUAAACAGCCCCUCUGCCAUCUAGUGGAGAAGGACUGUAAUUGCAGCCUCUUAGUAAGGCUGACUGUCCCCUUCUCAGUCAUAUCGAAGAAGAGAUAUAUCCUUCCAAAACAAUAAUAAUAUUAAUAAUAAUUAAAAAAAAUAGGAAAAAGUUGCUCUUAAAUAUCUCUUGUUCCAUAUAUAUAAUAAAUAUAUAUAGAUUGUGACUGAUUCUAUAGCUUUUCAGAAGUAUACCCUUUGAAGCUCAUGUUUUUUUAAACUUGAGUACGUCAUUUUUGUGAAAUUGUGCAUGGAAGUCAGUAAGCGACAAGGAAGGCUCUUUUUUUCUGGUAUUUGAUAAAGACUGUAGAUAAUGAGAGUGAAUUUGUAGCAAGAUGAUUUUAAAAAAGGUCUGAAAAUAAGGCAGAUUUGUAUCCUCGUAACAUCAGUGGCAAUGCCUUAUGAAGCAUUUUGAUAAAUAAUAGAGAAAGUAUAUAUGAAGAAACACUUGGCAGAUGUUAUGACUGAAAUAUUGAGUGUUUUGAAUAGCAGUGUUUUUUUUCUUUAUGCGAAAUACAAAAGGUUAUCGGCACCUGCAUUUGUAUAUAUAAUUUAUUCUCCUCAAAAGCCCAGUUUUGUGGGUCUGGUAUCGUUGAGAAAGCGUGGUGUUUUUCUGUCAUUUGUGGUCAGAUUUGGACUCCUUUGGAUCAAUGUGGUGGAUAUAUUGCCUAUGCCAAUGGCAAAGACUUCAGCUCUUAUGUAUAUGCUUCCUGACACAAGUACUCGGCAUAAAAGAGUAAAAGAAACAAUCGUUUUAUUUUCUUCUUUUUUUGGUUGUUUUUCGUUUUUAUUUUAUUUCUCACCAACACAUUGUACCUGUGAAAUGACUUCUGCAUUUUUUUCUGGUAUCAUUUUGGUCCUGCUUCCUUCUUUCCUGUCCUGUUUAUUUCUCUAUUCAAAAACAGACCCAAUCUUAGUCAGAAGCCGAAGGGUUGUUUAUAUACAGUUCAGCAUCUUGUGUCAGCUUUUUGUUCUUUUCUUUCCUUUCCAUGUGAAGAAAGAAAAUAGAGAAUACACAUAUGUAAUUCAAGUGGUAAAAAAAAAUAAGUAUAUGGGACAAAUGUCAACCAGUUCCAGAUGUAUUGACAUCAUGUAGUGCUGAUUAAGUAUUUGUUGUGAGAGAAAAAUAGAAAACGACACUUGUCAUUUGAUCAUUCCGCUUUUAAAAAAAGAUAAGAAUGAUCUUUGUAUGUAUCUGCUGUAUGUUUCUACCCUUAGCAUUAUCACUAUUGAAUCAUGCCUUACAGUACUUGUCAUUUAGCGUCUCCAUCUUCUUUAUUUUUGACCUCUGCUUUUGCCAAAGUAUACUGCGGGAACACAACUGAGUCAUCGUUUGAGUCAUUCAGUACAUUUCUGUCGAUUUGUGUUUAUCUAUGUGUGUGUGGUUUUUUUAUUUUUAUACCUUGUAUUUAUUGUCAUUUUUCUUUUUUUAAAAUUCCAGUUGGAAACGCAUUAGGCCGAAACACAAACAUGUGGCUUAAUGAAAGCAAGUAGAAUCUGUUCAUGUCCAGAUUAAAUAUUCUGUAUCCCUAAUUUAAUUUAGUGCAUGAUUUUUUGCUUGUGUUUUUUUUCUUGUUUUCCCAUCAUUACUUGGUUUUAGUCAGAUUAUUCACACUCUAUCGAGUACACAAGGCUACCCUGAUGCCUUGGUUACAUGUUCAUGAUAUCUUAGGACACUAAUCUUUUCUUUAUUUUUCUUUAUGUUACAGCUGAAGCACAAGCUCAUCUUGAGAACAAACACUUGCAAUGAUUUUAGGGCACUUCAGUGUAGGACACUUCCGAUGUCACACUAUUUCUGAUGUCUUGACACAUUUGAGUUGCAUUUUUAAAAACGCUUAUUUUGAACUCAGCAGGGCCUCUUUGCAGUACUCUUUUAGUAGGUUAAGCCUACAGUGAACAUUACCAGACUGUUGCAGUGUCAAGGGAUCAGCUGUAAAACAAUGUUGUGUUUUUAGUAGUUACUGUACAUUUAUUUCAAGACAAGAUGGGCUCAGUCUUACUAAACCACUGCAGAUGUGAAGCACCAUCAAAGGAUUACAAUGUAGACCUGUGUAAAAUAAAACAAAAUCUGUGGUUCUGUU
Messenger RNA from Engraulis encrasicolus (European anchovy), 7915 nucleotides. RefSeq names its product FYVE, RhoGEF and PH domain containing 1 (gene fgd1). The coding region runs from base 1151 to 4303 and encodes 1050 amino acids. The record is from RefSeq and is a predicted model, not a curated record. Lineage: Eukaryota; Metazoa; Chordata; Actinopteri; Clupeiformes; Engraulidae. Gene Ontology annotation, biological process: cytoskeleton organization; filopodium assembly. The transcript has 17 exons. Gene Ontology annotation, molecular function: guanyl-nucleotide exchange factor activity; metal ion binding. Gene Ontology annotation, cellular component: cytoplasm.